Molecule: messenger RNA, 786 nt
Organism: Mytilus trossulus (common blue mussel)
Lineage: Eukaryota; Metazoa; Mollusca; Bivalvia; Mytilida; Mytilidae
Exons: 2
Coding region: 10-786 (258 amino acids)
Molecular function (GO): protein binding
Source: RefSeq, a predicted model, not a curated record
AUAAGCAACAUGUAUGGUGGUAUGUCUCAAUUAAUUAUUUUGUCUAUGUUUAUCGGUUAUUCUGCCGCUUCACUGGAAGAUCUGGAAAUCCGAAUCCAUCGUUUGGAGUUACUUAUAGGCACACAAAAUGAACGAAUUCAACUUCAGGAGGCAGAAAUAAUUCAGUUAAAGACCGACCUAGCCAAUAACCAGAAAUCGGAUUUUGACAAGGAUAAGGAAAUUGCUACUUUAAAAGAAUCAAUAGCGAAGUUGUUCAUUCAAUGUGCAAGUGGAAAUGAAGAUGUUAAAAUCGAUAAUAACAAAAGAGAGAGAAAAAAAUAUAAGCGACUCAUUAGUGAUAGCAUAGUCCCUAUCGAAGUCCCAAUGCAACGAUUUACUGCCUUUUAUGCCUACAUGAGUAAAAUUGAUGUAAGUCCAGGAAAUGGUCACACAUUAAAAUUCGAUGUCGUAAAAACAAACAUCAAUGGUGGCUACGAUCCAUCUUCUGGAGUUUUCACGGUACCAACUGACGGCGUGUAUGUGUUCACGUUCAGCAUAAGAUUACAUUCAGGAGAUUUUGGAGCCUACGAAAUUGUCAAAAACGCCGAAGUUGAAGGUGUAGCAGUUGGUAUUAUUGAUCGUUCUAGUACGAGCACACAGGUACAAACAACGGAAACCAUAGUACUCUCUGCUAAGAAGGGCGACAUAGUCUUUUUACGAAUCCAUUUAACACUUGGUCAUUCAGGAGAUAUUUGGACCAACGAACAUGGGAGGACUUUGUUCGCUGGAUGGCAGAUUUCAGAUUAA